Molecule: messenger RNA, 1149 nt
Organism: Phoenix dactylifera (date palm)
Lineage: Eukaryota; Viridiplantae; Streptophyta; Magnoliopsida; Arecales; Arecaceae
Gene: ARA6
Product: Ras-related small GTP-binding family protein
Molecular function (GO): GTPase activity; GTP binding
Source: RefSeq, a predicted model, not a curated record
CACGCGGACGCCCGCACGGUUACGCAAUUGGCUGGAGACGGAGCGGAACCCCCUCUUUAUUCCCCCGCCGCGCCGUGUCCUCUCCCCGCCCUCGAUCGACCCCCGUCAGCCCGUUAAUAACUUUUUUCCGUUGGGUUUUUACCGCAUCAUUUGGCAGCCCGACCUCUCCUAUCCGCCGGACGAUGGGUUGCUCCUCCUCCCUUCCAGAUAGGAAUGCUGGAAGGUUGGGUAGUCUGAAUAACGGAAACUCAAUGGUUACUGACUCAAAAAACUUGCGCGUCAAGUUGGUAUUGUUGGGGGAUUCUGGUGUUGGUAAAAGCUGUAUCGUCCUUCGGUUUGUUCGUGGUCAAUUUGACCCAACUUCCAAGGUAACUGUUGGUGCAUCAUUCUUAUCACAAACAUUAGCCUUGCAAGAUUCCACAACAGUAAAGUUUGAAAUAUGGGAUACUGCUGGCCAAGAGAGGUAUGCUGCCUUGGCACCUCUUUACUAUCGAGGAGCAGCUGUUGCAGUUGUUGUCUAUGACAUAACGAGUCCAGAAUCAUUUGUCAAAGCAAAAUACUGGGUUAAGGAACUCCAAAAACAUGCAAAUCCUGAUAUUGUCAUGGCCUUGGUUGGUAACAAGGCUGAUCUGCAUGAAAAUCGGAGUGUAUCAGUCCAGGAUGCACAAGACUAUGCGGAGAAGAAUGGUAUGUUCUUCAUUGAGACAUCAGCAAAGACAGCCGAUAACAUCAACCAACUGUUUGAGGAGAUAGCAAAGAGGUUGCCCCGGACAACAUCCUCUUCCUGAUUGACUUUGGAGACGAAGUCCACCAACAUCCAUCAUAUACAGGGGACUGUUUUUUAGUGUGUACAAUGAUAGUAUAAUUCACUUGUUAUGUGAUAUAUCCCUUCAUAUCUCAGCUACUGUCAUAUUUCAUGUAUCUCGGUUAAUAGUAUGUUAGUCAUUGACCUUCCGAAGUUUAUGCCAGAGUUGCCGUAACAAUUUGUUAUGACUCUAAAGGGCCUAAUCAGUUGGCCGUCUUCUAAACAGGCUGAGCCAGAUCACCUAGGCAAUUAUAUUUUAUGUUUCUUUUCCAUUGUGCUCAUGUUAUGUGGAAAGUAAUCCGCGAGAUCUAAGCUGAAUAAGGAAUGAGGGUAUGAUUAUUUAU